Messenger RNA from Dreissena polymorpha, 4752 nucleotides. RefSeq lists its product as uncharacterized. Gene Ontology annotation, molecular function: cell-cell adhesion mediator activity. The record is from RefSeq and is a predicted model, not a curated record. Gene Ontology annotation, cellular component: axon; plasma membrane. The transcript has 12 exons. Gene Ontology annotation, biological process: homophilic cell-cell adhesion; dendrite self-avoidance; axon guidance. Bases 341 to 1888 code for a protein of 515 amino acids. NCBI's taxonomy places the organism in Eukaryota, Metazoa, Mollusca, Bivalvia, Myida, Dreissenidae.
CCAUAUUCACUCAUAGCUACAACGCUCUGCUCUAAUAAUAGUGUUAUACUAAAGAGUUAAUUGCAAGGGUUAAUUAUUAACUAUUGAUAUCUGGCUAGUGUUACAAAACAUGCGACUUAUAAAUGUGAUUGAAUUAUUCUUUACUGCUUUAAAUGUUCAUGUGAUGUAAGUUGCUCAGAGCGUUGAGUCUAUUUACACGUUUUUGGUGAUAACUUGAUGACUUGGAAGUAUUGUUGCAUGUCUGACAACAUUCAAGUGUUUCGGGUGAUUGUUAGUAGCUACUGAAUAAACGCUUUGUCACGUUAAUAAAUAAACGGAUCUGUGCAACUUAUUUGUGAUAAUGGAUCAAACAGGCGUACAAGUUUUGACCAAUGGCUUCGAACAUUUGCCUCAAGAGGAACAAAAUCUUCAGUUAUAUGAUAUGGAGGACAAAGUCUCACAAGGCAGCAAACAAUAUAAGAGGCGUUGUUGUACACGUAUCUCCAACCUCGUCAACGUGGCGUUGUUGAUUUUCCUAUGCGUCCCAAAAACUUUGGCAGGAGAUAUCAAAUACAGCAUCGACGUUAAAGGAAGUCCGUGUAAAGGAGUUAACUGCAGGAAGUGCAAAUUGACUGUAAAUGCCUCUGUUGGAGCAUUAAAACAUACUGAAGGUAAUGAUUGCCGACGCUAUAAAUUCCAUACAGGUUAUCACAACUGUACCGCUAAUCCUAACUGGGGUUGCAUCGGCAAGUGUAUGAACUGCAGCGGCGCGUGUUGGAACUACAGCAGCAUGGUUGAGAAUCUGGGCAAACAAUCGCCUUGCACAGAGGAUAUAGACACAAUUAAGUGUUGCACGUUGCUGCAUAUGCGUCCGGAGAAUCACUGUCGCAACCGCGGGAAAUUAUUUUGCGAAGAUCAUAGGCAAGAACCAAAAUGCACGUGUCCGGUGGGAUGGACCGGAGACACUUGUGAGACUCGAAUGAAUGAGACUGUGACCUGUAAAUGCUUCAAGACCGACAUCACGUGGAACUCUUUUUGUGGCAAAAAUGAUAUGUACAAUUGUACCGACGACGACAGGCCGAAAAACUGGAAAAAGUGCCGACAUAACAUUGAGAGGGUGACGUUCAGUCGAUGUGUUUGUAAAAAGUCUGAAGUACAUCACUCUACGAAAUUCUUACCGGAAUGUUCGCAGGAGAUUCUACAGCCAUGGGUAACGUCUGCAACGUCUACAAAUGUUCCCAUAGUAGUCCUGUCAGGCCCAGACACAAUAAUGGUGAAACCAAGCAAUCAAGCGUUCUUGCAUUGCGAGGUAUACGGGAAUCCCAAACCAAGCGUCUCAUGGACCAAGAAUGGUUCCCCUCUGCGAUCGAGAAGCCGCUAUAAGACAUUCAGCAAUGGCACACUUCUGGUACGCAGUGCCACUCCUGGGGACGCGGAUAGUUACACGUGCCGCGCAGACAAUGGGGUAUCUUCUCCAGUUGAAAGAACAAUUAAACUCUCACUUAGAGAAAUGCUGGUGGCAAGAAUCGAGAAUCUUAAUGGAAAGGUGGUGGAGGGAGGUCAAAUCCUCCUGACCUGCGUGGGCAAAGGUUACCCUGAGCCUGCCAUCACCUGGGAGAAGGCUGGACGAGCCCUUGUUUCUGGUGGCAAUGUGUUCAUCAGCAGUAACGGUGGUUUGACAAUACGAGAUGCAACUUCAGGUGAUACAGGAACAUACACCUGCAUCAUCGCCAAUACAGAUGAGAAGAUUGAGAAAUCAACAUCAGUACAAGUUGAACCAAAAGACAAAUGUGAGGACAAGACCAGUCUAAUUAAAUGUCAAGAGAUCGUCUCAGCUCGUCUCUGCGGCUACACCAUGUACUACAAUAUCUGCUGCAACAGCUGUCGAAGAUUCGUCAAAGGGGAAUAGAGACAACAUGUAUUCUUAUGAAACCAAAAACAAAUGAAAUAUUGUUUAUUCACAAUUGUGUGAAGUUAUAUUUUUAAACUUGUAUUACAUAACUUUUGAAUUUCUUGUAAAUUACAAUAUGAAAUCAGUUUGAGUGUGUUAUCUAAGGGUUGCAUCCAAGCAUGUCUUUCGGUUUGAAACGCGAUGCAAGUUUGGAUGUUUGUACUAUGCACUAGCAGUUAUCGAAAACUGGUUUUGCGUAAAAAAUGGGAACUUUGUGCUCAAUACUCGACCCAUGUGCUGAAAUGUAUGCUAAGUUUCAUACAUUAUGUAAUAACCUUUUAUUAAUUAUUGUAUUUAAAAACAAAAAAAGAAACGCUUGUGAUGACCAUUUUUUUAACAAGCCUGUUGCAUAAACUAUUAAGAAGGACGAGUAUAUGUUUUUACAGAAUUGUUUGAUAAAGCUGAUGGUGUAAAUUGGAAGUAUUUUGCAUUGUACUGUUUUAUUGAAAUAUUCUUUUAUUAUUCAAGGUCAGUAUGUUGUGGUUAUAUCUAGCCACUGGUGGAACUCCACACCUCAUUUUGAGAUUUUGCUGCGCUUGUUUUGUAUAAUACGCGAUGUACGUCGGAAUCAUUAAUGAUUGCUCACAUACAAUUUGAAUAAAAGGUUACCUUUUAAAUAUUUCUAUUGGUAUAAACACUAUUGAUUCAUAUGUUAUCACUUUCUAUUUGUGGUAUUAAGAAAUGAUGUAUUUUUUAUAACACUGAAAUCAAGCUACAAGUUUACUUUGUGCGUAUGGUUGAUUGCUUAUUAUCAUAAAUGUCAGUCGGUUUAUUUAUUCAAUUAUUAAGAAUGUAAAACAUAUAUUGAAACAACAUAAUACAAUGCCGUAGUAUAUUCCAUUACGUAAGAAGACCACUGACAUAGGAUUAAUCAAUAUUGUUUCAUGUAUUAAAAGUGUUUUCUUAACUUGCCUGGUGCUAAAAGGAGAAAUCUCCCAAUUUAUUAAUAUUCUUCAAAACAAUUAAAUGUAUUGCUUAAUGUUUUGAUGGCAUUGAUGAAACUAUAGGAUUCCCAAAAGAAUCAAACCUUUGAUGUAAUAAUUAUGUUUAGCAUUAUGUUAAGAUUAUGUUUAUGAGAUAAAAAAUAAUUGAAAAUUUUAAGUUAAUUGUCAAAGUGUUUUUUUCUCAUAUGUUCAAGUCAUGAAACAAAGUUAUGCUUUUGUGUUUCAAUGUGUACUUAUCUGUUUUUAUGCAUUUAUUUGGUACUUAUAGUAUAUGUAUGUAUAAGUAAGUAAGUAAGCAAGUAAAUAGUUUAUGAUAGUGACAUGUGCAUUUCAUAUAAUACAAUCAAUAAUAUAUAUUGAUAUAUAUAUUAAGCAUCCGGCCCAUUGGACCUAUAAGUCACCUCAGCUGUUAAGCUCAUUCUACACGUAAAACAUUUAUAUAUAUACCGUUCUAUUCCAUAACAAGUGAUGUAUGAAUGGAAACGAGAAAACAGAUAUCAUAUAUACAGCAAAUAUAUACAGUUUCAAAUGAUCAAGAUUAUGUUGUCGAUGUUAAAUUAUAACAUGACCUACGCUCCAGGAGUGAAAUAACGUAAUGCUUAAUUUUGUUUAUAACACGGGUGUUAUUACACUAGUUAUAUAACUGUAAAAUGGCGUCAUUUUUUGAAGAAAUGACGUCAGUAUUCCAGCGAAUUCCUUCAGUUAAACUCUUUCACAAUGUGAUAAAACGGUGAAAAGAGCAUAAAAUAAAAAGAAAAAUUGUUGGCCAUGUUAUAAAUAGGAUCUUAGAUUCUUAGACAAGUCAUCUAAAUAAAGAUAAAAACGAGGCUUGACGAUUUAAAUAAAUUCAAUACAAAACGACCACUCAUGCAAGAUCCUAUAUAUAUUACGGUAUUUUACAAACGGCUUUUCAUAGCAAAGCAGCAUAAAACAAUUGGAUAUACUGUAAUGUCAACAAAUAAUGUUCUUGUAUAAAUAAAAGUGACAGCACUGACACAAAUUCAAAUUUACAGUGAAUACAUUACGGACUGCCUGUGCAAAUAUGCUUUAACAAUGAACUAUGCAGUCUUCCUGGGGUAUAAAUUCAAUAUAUGACAAAACCUUUUAUCUGGGUUAAGAUGAAUAAAGUCAUGUUUUAAGAAGAUAUCACCAAACACGUCAGUCCUGAUAAUGUUUUAUAAAUCACAUACAAGUAGAACAUGUUUCUCAUCCUCUACGGACGCUAGAUCACAAAACCUACAUGUUCGAUUAUCAACUGGUUCACCAACGUAUCUUCCUGCCUCUAUUCUCAAUGGCAAUAUUCCCGUUCUAAACUGACAUACUAAGUCUUUAGCUGGAAGGUCUUGUAGAAAUUGGUAUUAUAUUGUCACUGAUAUGUUUAAUACAAAUGGAUUACAACAAUACAUAAAUAUCGAGUCGGCUUUACCGAAACAUGCCUUAUUUAAUGGAAUAAUGAAUGUUUUUAUGUAAGACUGGUAUCAAUCUCUAAAUAGUGUCACGGGUCCCUCCGGUCGAGGCAGAAAUAAGUUGCGUACUUAUCGCCUAUUUAAGGACGAUUUUAGUACGGAAUCUUAUUGUCAGCUUAUAAUGUCUCCGUAUCAGCAUGUUGCUAAUCAGGUCAUCUACGAUCUGAUCGGGGGGAUACUCGAUUUUCUAAACAAUUUCUUAAUUGCGUAAUAGUGCUCGUAUUUGAACUAAAUAUUUUAAUUCAAUUAUUUUAACAAUGUUUUAAAAAUGGAUUAGCAACAGCCUCUUAGGUUUAUAAUGUAAUAUAGAGGUGAUGUGUACAGAAUUGGAACUCUGGUAAUUUUAUACAUGUAUACAUAUGGGUUUUUAUGAUUAGAAAUGCAUAAGUCUCUGAUAUUUCUAAUUUAGAAA